CUAGAGGUGGUGUACCAAAACGUCCAGGUCCCCCUACAAUACUUACGGCUGAAGAAGAAAAUGAGUUAGUUGGGUAUUGUCUGAAUAUGCAACAAAUUGGAUUUGGACUUACUAAAGAGGCAGUGAAUACAAUGGUUGUACAGAUUCUCAAAGAAAAAAAUAAAAACCAGUUAAACAUAAAAAGUCCUAGCGAUCAAUGGUGGAAACGAUUUAUGCGUGACCAUUCACAGUUGUCUUUUCGUGUUCCCCAAGAACUUUCAAAAGCACGUGCAGCUAAAUGUAACCCAGUUGUUAUUCAGGAUCAUUUUAGGAAACUCGAACAACUUAUCAAUAAAUAUUCACUCACAAGUGAUAGAAUUUGGAAUAUGGACGAGUCUGGUUUUAAUAUUUCUUCUCGGUUACAAAAAGUAUUGGCUCAAAAAGGUAGUCGACAAGUCCAUAAAACUGUAGCUGGGAGCUCAAAAGAGCACGUUUCCGUUUGCCCUACCAUUUCAGCAGCUGGAACAUAUAUUCCGCCCUUACUUAUUUACAAAGGCGUCAAUGUAAUUGAAGGUUUAUUAACAGGUGCAUCAGUUCCACCUGGUACUGUUGCUGCAUUUACUGAUACUGGUUAUAUGCACGAAGAUAUUUUUAGAAUGUACAUAGAGCACUUUAAUAAUUCAAUCCCACCUGCCCGUCCUGUUUUACUUAUGCUCGAUGGUGCCACAAGUCAUAUAGAUUUAACUAGUAUUAAAUAUUGUCAGGAUAAAAAUAUUCUUCUUUAC
Molecule: messenger RNA, 764 nt
Organism: Cetraspora pellucida
Lineage: Eukaryota; Fungi; Glomeromycota; Glomeromycetes; Diversisporales; Gigasporaceae
Source: the annotation of a GenBank genome assembly